Cornus florida is the source of this 2337-nucleotide messenger RNA. RefSeq lists its product as uncharacterized. The coding region runs from base 386 to 2215 and encodes 609 amino acids. The record is from RefSeq and is a predicted model, not a curated record. Lineage: Eukaryota; Viridiplantae; Streptophyta; Magnoliopsida; Cornales; Cornaceae. The transcript has 11 exons.
GGAAUCACUGAAGACUAGAGAGAGAGAGAAGUGCAUCUGUCUGCAUUCCUUUGAACUCUGUUUCUUCUCAUUACCUCUUUGUUUUCUCUUAUUAUGUUCUCCCAUAUUAUUUUAAUAUUUUCCAUUAAAUUAAACAAUAGCUUGUGCUCUCCUCAAUCUGCUAAGCUCUGCUUUCGGUGACUGUUGGAGCUCCAAACCUCGUCGUUUUCUUUUGAUGGUCUCUCUGUUCUUUACUAUUUCACCUCACGUUCAUCGAGAUUAAUAAAUCCACAUCAUCAUCAUCAUCAAUAUCCUUUCAAGAAAUUUGCAGGGUGCAUUUCUGUUUUUGGGUCUCUUUCUUUCAACUUUCCCGCCCUCUCUCAUGAAAACUUUUCUCAUUGAGUAAAUGAUGAACAUUAGAGUUUGCACCUCACUUCAGUCCGAGAAAGUUCCUUUGAAUCCUCAAAAGGAGAAGAAGAUGGAAGUGCAUAGGAGCAAAUCACAGGGCGCCAAAAAAGCCCCGGUGAAUCGACGUCAAUCAAACAGAGAAAGAAAAUUGGCCUUACUCCAAGAUGUUGAUAAGCUAAAGAAGAAGCUAAGACAUGAAGAAAAUGUUCACAGAGCAUUAGAAAGAGCUUUUAAGAGACCUUUGGGAGCUCUUCCUCGUCUUCCUCCUUAUCUCCCUCCAUAUACACUAGAGCUUCUUGCUGAAGUAGCUGUUUUGGAGGAGGAAGUUGUUCGGCUCGAAGAACAGGUUGUCAAUUUUAGACAAGGUCUAUAUGAGGAAGCUGUCUAUAUAUCCCCAAGGAGUAAUGCGGAAAAUUCAUGUGAAGUUUUCUAUGGCUUGUCAACUAGAAGUUUCAAACAUGAGGAAUCCAGAUGUUUGUCACAAAAUGAAGCCAAUUCAGGAUCAUCUGCGGCAUGCCCCUCACCUUCUCCUGGCAGAAGUGCUUCAAGGAGAAGGCUACUUUCCUUUGACUCCGCCUCUGAUCGAAUCACGCAUUGGUCUGAUACGCCAGCAGAUGCAAAACAUGCUCUGAUAAAAUUCAGUUCUUCCUCAGAAGAUGAGCAAGGGAAAGAGAAUCGGUCUUGUUCUAAUUCUGCAAAGGACAAGCAAUCUCCAAAGAAAACCCCCAAAAUCGGAACUCCAGUGAAGAGAACUCCAACAAAGCCUGGAUCAGUUGAAAAAUGUAUUGAUCCUAUGAAGCUGCAGCUAGAGUGCAGAUUAGUAGACCAUGGAAGUGCACAAGAGAGAUCUUCAGAACACAGAAUGUUGGAAGCUGAAAGCACGCCAAACACAAUCUCUGAGGAUCUUUUGAAGUGCUUGUCUAGCAUUUUUUUGAGUUUGAGCACAUUGAAGGCCGCGACAAUACAAUCAGAGACUUCUCCCUCUCCAGGAGCAUUGGCUUCUAUGGGGAACAGUCGAAAAACAAAGUUGCAUGAUCCUUAUGGUAUCUGUUCAGAGUCCAGAAAAAGAGAUAUUGGUCCUUAUAAGCAUCUCUAUGAAAUUGAAUCUGCCUCAAUUGAUCUGAACCAAAAAACAAAUGAUUCAUUUCUGAUCCAUAGGCUAAAGCUCCUUCUUAGCAAGCUAGCCUCUGUCAAUUUAGAGGGCCUUACUCAUCAUCAAAAGCUGGCAUUCUGGAUAAACACUUACAAUUCCUGCAUGAUGAAUGCGUUUCUUGAGCAUGGAAUACCUGGAAGUCCAGAAAUGGUUGUAGCACUGAUGCGAAAGGGAACAAUUACUGUGGGGGGACACUUGCUAAAUGCAGUUACGAUUGAACAUUUCAUCUUGAGGCUGCCUUAUCACUUGGUAAAUGCUUGUCUAAAAACAGCUAAAAACGACGAGAUGAAGGCACGCAGUAUAUUUGGAUUGGAAUGGUCUGAACCAUUGGUCACAUUUGCACUCUCCUGUGGAAGCUGGUCCUCUCCUGCUGUGAGGGUAUACACUGCAUCCAAAGUUGAGAAUGAGUUGGAAGCCGCAAAGAGAGACUAUUUGCAGGCAGCAGUUGGCACUUCAACAACGAACAAGUUAAUAAUUCCCAAGCUAUUGGACUGGUAUCUGCUUGACUUUGCCAAGGACUUGCAAUCACUGCUGGAUUGGCUCUGCCUGCAGCUACCUAACGAACUCAGAAACGAAACACUUAGAUCCCUUGAGAGAAGCGGAAGAGAGCCUCUUUCACAAAUAGUUCAAGUAAUGUCUUAUAAUUUCAGUUUCAGGUACCUCAUACAGCAAUAGAAGAUACUACAUUUUAUAUGAAAUUCUUGUAUACUACUUUGGAAUGGCAGGUCCAUGUACUGACAGUAAAAAAACUACAUAUAUAAUAUAGCAUUGCAAGAAACUGUAAUUGGUUUUGGAUA